AUGGGCAAACGCUCGUCUUCAACGGUAAAAGCGGCCCCUUCAGCCAAACGUCAUCGCGCUCAUGGUUAUGAAGCUGUUUCGACACGUCUCGACGCCGACCCAGAUAUCUGCAAGCCAUAUGUCCGCGAUGCUCAAAGUCCAAUAAUCAUGGCAGAGGACGAGGAACCCAUUGAACGACCAUACUGGGUCAGCGAAUCCACCGCCAUCCGAAUGGCCGCCCACUCCCGGAUAAACACCUUGGUUUCUGGCCGAACGUGGCAGAGCCUUGACCUGGUGGAGCAUGUCUUUGGGAGAAUACUACCCAUACCACUGGUCACAAGUAUCCUCCUCGACCUCCUCAGGUUGCAGAUGCUGUCAGUGUCCCUAAACGAGGAUGCAGCUCCAUGCGAACGGUGUAGACCGGCAAUUGUCAGCGUCCCUAUUCAUGCCUUCGGCAAGCGCUCUCCGCCAGCACUUCCACCCCACUUCCACUCGCUUGAACCCUGCGUCAGCAAGAUUCAGUCGCCCUUGUCACCUAUACGACUCAAAAAACAAAUCGGCUCCUUCCCCAGCAAUGUGACGGAGAUGGAACCAGAACCAGAGCGCGUGACCUGCGACUGUACUUUGCUUACCUUACAGCGGCAGCUACAGCAGCAGCUUCUCUCCCCAUUGCCGCAUCUCCCUGACGUGGAUGGCUUCGACUUCACCUGCAUUGACACUGACUACAUCUGUUGGAAGAGUUUCGCGACGACAGCGGAAAUCGGCAAGUCCGAUGACUUUCGGGCCUCCCUCUCUCAAUCCAUGAUCUACAUGCAACAGCAGUGUCUCGCUCAGCCCCACCUGCGCUCUGUCCUCGGGCUCACCAAGUCGCCCGACCGCAUCACUUUGACUCGCGCGGACGCCAUGGGCGUCGAGCACGGCACCUUUGACGUCCGGUCAGGAUGGGGAGUGGUGGAAACUGUGAGACUGGCGCUAGGCUUUGCCAUCGCGGAUGAUGAAACUCUAGGUCACCUGCCUGGCUUCGAGUUGCAGGAACAACGGUGCUUACGAUAUGUUGAUCCCCCGGCAAAGUCCCAGUUCAUGAAGAAUAGGGGACCUAUCUUCUCCCCCACUUCUAUCGGCGUUGCAACAAAGACCUCUUGGUCGAUUGCAGAGCUGACUGGGGAAGACGAGGAUGCGGAUAACCUGGAAGACGACGCGGAACAAGAAAAACCAAACGACUUCGAAGAGAACGCUCGUGAAGACAUGAAAUGUGCCCGUGUUCCCCUUUUCUUCACCGUGUCGAGAAGCGGGGAUCGCUAUUAUCUUGAUUUCCCUAUACACAUCCACGGUGCCUUCGGUCGGAUGACGAGGGUAUGGUGCGCUUAUCGUCAGCUCAGUCGCCACGACCAAAUUGCAGAGUUAGUCGACGAGCGAGACAGAGGGAAGGCGGAGGCCGAACUGAAAUCGGGGAAGGAAGUCUACUGUGGACCAUAUGCGCUCAAAAUUCAGAACGACAGUGUCGAUUCGGUCGCCUCCCGCGAGAAGCUUGUCGCGAAGAUCAAAGAGGCGGUUGACAAGGAAGCGAAGGAAGGGACUGGUGCAAUGUUCAUCCUGGCCCCAGAGCAGACCUACAACAACGGUAAUAUCACCAAACUCGUGCGGGGUUUUGAAACCUGUGAAACCCCUUUGGCCGCUCGCGGGUGUUCGCAGAGAGAGGAGAUUAUAACCGUCUCGCUCUUCAAGCGGACAUUGUCUCAAUACAAAUCCUUUGGCGAAGUUGCCAGAGCAAUUGCAGAUGGAUACCGUGCAAUAAAGUGGAUGGAAUCGAAGGGGUGGCUUCAUCGGGACAUCAGCAACGGGAAUUUACUGUUGGCAAACGAGGAACCCUCCUCCUUUUCAGAGCCAUUUUCUCCCCAUCCUAACAUUUUACUAUGCCGUCGUCUCCCAUCGAAUCCAGCCAAUGUUUAUGGUCUCCUGCACGACUUUGACACGUCUGGCGUAGUCAAUGACCCUAGCCCUCUUGACAAGAAUAAUCCAACGGGAACUGCACCGUACAUCCCCUUGCGAAUCCUUUGGGCACUCGGUGGUCCGCGUGCCGGUUCCGAUGACGCACAAAGUCUCUUCUUUGUUGCCUAUCUGUUUCCGUUUGACAAUGAGCCUCCGGCUGAAAUCUUUUCGCGAAACUGGCCUGAGCAAAGUUUGAGGAGAAGGUCGUGGGACAAGUUUAUCACCGCGCUUUACAAGUGUCUUUGGCUGCCAGACCCCACUGGACAAUGUUGCACUCCCUUAUGGGAAGUUGACAUCCAAUCUGUCAUUGACUCUUUAGACGCAUUUAUCGCAAGUGACGGACUUGAUGACUGCAGCGGGAAUUUAAAUGCAGAAGCCUCUCGCAAGUGA
Molecule: messenger RNA, 2358 nt
Organism: Coprinopsis cinerea okayama7#130
Lineage: Eukaryota; Fungi; Basidiomycota; Agaricomycetes; Agaricales; Psathyrellaceae
Product: other/FunK1 protein kinase
Exons: 9
Coding region: 1-2358 (785 amino acids)
Source: RefSeq, a predicted model, not a curated record